Messenger RNA from Silurus meridionalis, 810 nucleotides. It is a transcript of the gene psmd10, whose product is annotated as proteasome 26S subunit, non-ATPase 10. The coding region runs from base 48 to 728 and encodes 226 amino acids. The record is from RefSeq and is a predicted model, not a curated record. The transcript has 5 exons. Gene Ontology annotation, molecular function: protein binding. NCBI's taxonomy places the organism in Eukaryota, Metazoa, Chordata, Actinopteri, Siluriformes, Siluridae.
GAGCGUAACGCUUGUUGUAAACUUUGCGGUCUGUAUUGCAAGUUAAUAUGGAGGGAUCUGUGUCCAACUUGGAGAUCUGUAAUUUGGCCUACACGGGCAAAUUUGAUCAACUUAAAUCAUGUAUUUUGUCUGACAGAAGUUUGGCAGAGAAAACAGAUCAGGACCACAGGACCGCUCUGCACUGGGCAUGCUCAGCUGGACAUGCACAGAUCGUCCAGUUUCUUUUGGAUCUUGGAGUUGAGGUGGAUAUUAAGGAUGAUGCAUCUUGGACUCCUCUGCACAUUGCAGCUUCUGCAGGAAGAGAGGAGAUUGUUAGAUAUUUAAUAGGCAAAGGAGCACAACUGAAUUCAGUCAACCAGAAUGGCUGCACUCCAUUACAUUACGCUUCAUCAAAGGACCAAUAUGAGAUCGCCUUGCUUUUACUGGAAAAUGGUGCCGACCCGAAUGCUACAGAUAAACUGAAAUCCACACCUCUACACAGAGCCUCAGCAAAAGGGAACUAUCGUCUCAUCCAACUCCUCCUAAAACAGAGUGCUUCUACUAAUAUUCAGGACUCUGAAGGCAACACACCACUCCACCUUGCAUGUGACGAGGAGCGAGCAGAGGCUGCAAAGCUCUUAGUUGAACAUGGUGCCAGCAUUUACAUUGAGAAUAACGAGGAAAAGACGCCUUUACAGCUCGCCAAAGGUGGACUUGCGAAUAUUCUUAAGAGAAUUGUAGAAGGCUGAAGUGAUGAGACAAUUUGUGCAUCAGUUGCUUCUGGCUGGUUGACAGAUAUUCAUCGUUAUUAAAAAAGGACUGCAGUCUGUA